Messenger RNA from Lindgomyces ingoldianus, 3265 nucleotides. RefSeq names its product K(+)/H(+) antiporter 1. Gene Ontology annotation, biological process: proton transmembrane transport. The transcript is spliced from 5 exons. Gene Ontology annotation, cellular component: membrane. The record is from RefSeq and is a predicted model, not a curated record. NCBI's taxonomy places the organism in Eukaryota, Fungi, Ascomycota, Dothideomycetes, Pleosporales, Lindgomycetaceae. Bases 285 to 2960 code for a protein of 891 amino acids. Gene Ontology annotation, molecular function: antiporter activity.
AGGAUCCAGCAUCACAUGGGCGCCUGUUGACCCCAUCCCCGGUCAUUCCGCCUCCAGGCCAGAGCUUCGUGCAGGUCCAGUGUCUGGGCGUUUGCUGCACACCGAGAACCUCAAUGGGACCAUCUGCAUCCAUUUUCUCGCUAGCCAUCCAAUCCUUCCAACAAGCCUCAAGCUUGCUUGUUGCAUCUUCUUAAAUAGCUGGCCGCCCUGCUUGCUCGUGCGGAUUAGGCCUGAGACUGUCCUCUCCCCCAGCCAAAUCCUCAAGCUGGACCCCACCGCCCACCAUGUCAACCUCUGUCCACACAUCGGCGAGCCCAACUCACAGCAGCGCUCCCAAGGUCGCCCCGCAGGGUGGAGUGCUCGAGCAUGGCAAUCCUGUCCACUAUGAUCUCAAAAACCCCAUUAUUCUUUUCAUUAUCCAGGCCGGUAUCAUCAUUAUCUUCUGCAGAGCACUGCACUACCCGCUGUCGAAACUGCGUCAGCCUCGAGUCAUCGCCGAAGUUAUUGGCGGCAUCCUUUUGGGGCCCUCCGUUAUGGGCCGCAUACCUGGGUUCACGGCGGCCAUCUUUCCCACGGCGGCCAUGCCGAACCUGAACCUCGUCGCGAACAUUGGCCUUACUCUGUUCUUAUUCUUGGUGGGCCUGGAGGUUGAUCUGCGAUUUCUGGUCAGCAAUUGGAAGAUUGCACUGAGUGUUGGUUUGGCGGGCAUGGCCUUGCCGUUUGGCCUGGGAUGCGCAAUCGCCGUUGGGCUUUACAAUCACUUUCGACACGAGGAAGGCACGGUGCCAAUCGACUUCGGCGUGUACAUGCUCUUCAUCGGCGUGGCCAUGGCAAUUACCGCUUUCCCCGUUCUUUGCCGAAUAUUGACGGAGCUGAAACUACUGAUGACGCCCGUGGGCAUUAUCGUGCUCUCAGCGGGCGUUGGCAACGACGUUGUCGGCUGGAUCCUGCUUGCGCUUUGUGUAGCCCUCGUUAAUGCAGGCACGGGGCUAACGGCUCUAUGGGUCUUGUUGACUUGCGUGGGUUAUGUCCUUCUGCUUGUGUACGCCAUUCGACCCGCCUUCCUCUAUGUACUCCGCAGGUCUCGUGCACUGCAAGAUGGCCCUAGCCAGGGGAUUAUCGCCCUUACUCUGCUCAUUGCUCUCACGUCGGCCUUCUUUACGGGCAUCAUCGGAGUCCAUCCGAUUUUUGGCGCCUUCAUGGCUGGCUUGAUCUGUCCCCACGAGGGUGGCUUUGCCAUUAAAGUAACGGAGAAGAUCGAGGACUUGAUCUCAGCACUUUUCCUUCCUCUUUACUUUGCGCUUUCAGGUCUAAACACUAACCUUGGUUUGUUGGAUAACGGCAUGGUUUGGGCUUAUGUCAUUGGAGUCAUCUCCGUUGCAUUUUGUGCCAAGUUUAUCGGUGCUGCUCUGGCGGCUCGUGCCAAUGGGAUGCUCUGGAGAGAAUGCUUCGCCAUUGGUUCUUUGAUGAGCUGUAAGGGUUUGGUUGAGUUGAUUGUCUUGAAUAUCGGACUUCAAGCCAAGAUUCUCAGCACUCGAACAUUCACUAUCUUCGUUGUCAUGGCCCUUGUCACGACCUUUGCAACGACACCGCUUACCUCGUUCUUCUAUCCUCAAUGGUAUCAGAAGAAAGUUGAGGCAUGGAAACGCGGUGAAAUCGAUUGGGACACUGGCAACCCGCUGGGUGAUGUCCCAGAGAGUAUACAAUACGACAAACUUGAAAGCCAAAAGAUCAAGCGCCUCAUGCUAUACUUACGCCUCGACAGCAUGCCAACGUUACUGGCUUUUGCGUCCCUCUUCGGCGGAGAGCCUCAGAAGCAUGUCGCGAAGAGACAUCCUUUAAUCGAACAGACCUCUAGCCUCGGCAAAGAAACUGAACCAUCAGAAUCAAGCGAAGGUGCACCAAAACGGCCGAUCGAAGCAUAUGGUCUACGACUGCUCAAUCUGACAGAUCGUGGAUCUUCCGUCAUGCAAGUGUCCGAACUCGAAUCAUACACGGCUCACGAUCCUGUCGUCAACACUUUCCGCACGUUCGGCCGUCUUCACAAUCUAGCAGUCAGUGGCGAAGUCAUGGUGCUUCCGGAGUCCAGCUUUGCCGACGUGUUGACCGCGCGAGCUUCAGGGUCCGACUUCCUCCUCCUUCCGUGGAGCGAGACAGGCGGAAUGAGCGAGCAAGCAAUCAUCGAAGACAAGGGCACAAAGAAUAAGCUCACAGCCACCUCAUACGUAUCCUUCGUUAAUUCGGCAUUCGAGCAGUCUAUGUGCACAACAGCAGUCCUCGUCAACAAGAACUUUGGCGGGAGCAAGAACAAGAAGAGAAAGGGAGAAGGUAUCCGCCUGCGCAGAACAUACAGCAGUGUCAGCAUUUCUAGCAACAGAGACAAAGUCACGGCCCCCAUAGCAGACCGGAGUCAUCACAUCUUCUUCCCAUUCUUUGGGGGUGACGAUGACCGCGCUGCACUUCGGCUCAUUCUUCAACUAGCAGAGCAUCCUGAUGUCACGGCUACGCUGGUCCAUUUCGAGGUCCCUGAUGAGUUCUUAGAACAAGCUGAGUCUUCACAUAUCACCCGUUCAGCAAGUAAGACUGGCCAGACGACGGUCGUCACUGCAACGACAAAUAGUCGCGAACAGGACUCGGCUUUCUUCGCCUCACUACGCGCUUCUGUUCCGGCGGAACUCGCGAGUCGUGUCGUUUUCGAGAACGCCGCUUCAACGAGUCCUGUCAAAGAUGUCAUUGCUCGCGCGAGUAUCGAGGUCAGCCAGAACCCUAAGAAUGCGGGGGACUUGAUCGUCCUUGGUCGAAAUAUCUCCAGGAAGAAGCUUCAGACAGCAGGAGCCUCCAGCGAUGAGAUCGGGUCUACCUCUUCCGCUGCUACUACGUUAGGCUUACUGGCGGAAAAGGUUUGGGAGGCAAAGUUGGGCGCAAGUGUGUUGGUUGUGAAGGCAGGUGCUAAAGAGUAGAUUGGUAAGGAUACAGGGGCCAUGUGGUGGAUGUACAUUUUCGAUUCUUUGAACCUAUAUUUUGGAUGGCUUCGAGUAAGAUUUAGAGUCUACUUGGAUUUGGAUGCAGAUCGCAUUGGUUGUUUGGCGCACCCUCGUUAGUAUGUUUUGCAUGCAUGUACCGAUGCGUUUCAGAGUCGGGAUCCUAGCUGCAUGGAUGGGAUGUCUAUGAGCAGAUGAUCCCAGAUCCAGUUUUUCACUUCCACGCAUUUUCUGCCCAUAAUGUUGGUUAUCGUGAAACCAGAGACAAGAGAUCGCAUUUCGGC